Messenger RNA from Osmerus eperlanus (European smelt), 5489 nucleotides. RefSeq names its product discs, large (Drosophila) homolog-associated protein 4b (gene dlgap4b). The transcript is spliced from 14 exons. Gene Ontology annotation, molecular function: molecular adaptor activity. The record is from RefSeq and is a predicted model, not a curated record. NCBI's taxonomy places the organism in Eukaryota, Metazoa, Chordata, Actinopteri, Osmeriformes, Osmeridae. Gene Ontology annotation, cellular component: glutamatergic synapse; postsynaptic specialization. Bases 368 to 3970 code for a protein of 1200 amino acids. Gene Ontology annotation, biological process: signaling.
CAGGGGAGCUUGCAUUUCCCCUCACUGGAAAAACACAGACACAACGGACAAAUAACAGGCAUAUAAUAAAAAAUACAAGGAGUACCGUCACUGAUUAACAUAUCAUCCGUGUUUUUCCAGAAGCCGGAAGGUUUUCGGAACGUAUCGACGGCAGUAGCCAGAAGAGGAUACAUUGCAGUUUUUCCAAGACUAAUUCGAUAAAAAAUCUUCUAAUAACCAAUACGUGGUCUCCUCCAGAGAACACUCAAUUUAUCAGGAUACUGCUUCCCAGAAAAUAAUCUACCAAUGAGUCACCUUCUAGGCAACUUGUCUGUCCCUGGCUGGGGAGUCUUAUAGAAGGAGGGGGCUCCUCCUUUCUCCGAACAUCAUGAAAGGCUUGGGAGCCAAUCGCAAUCGUCACUUGUCAGACUCCUGUGAGCCCACCUCAGGACUCCCAGAAUCCCUCUACCCCCAUAGGGCCACCUCUCCAUCAAAGAGCCCCUACCUCCGUAGUCCUAUGGACCACUACGGAACCAUGGAUCUACACCAGUACCAAGGCCAUAACCAGGGCCCCCUACCUCCCGACUACAUGUUGCCUCUCAACAACCAACUUUCCAACAGCAGCACUUUCCCCAGGAUCCACUACAACUCACACUUUGACGAAUCCGACUUCUCCCCACCGGGAGGGGACAGCAUCGGGGGCAUCACUACUGGCACUAUGGGCACCUCUAUGUCCAUGGGCAUGGCUGGGUUGAGUGGACGUGGUCCGACCAUGAUUACCAGUGGUUCGGCAACCAUCUCACACGGUUCAAAGAAUCGGUUGCCACCAAACCUCCUGGACCAGUUUGAGAAGCAGCUCCCAGGAGGUCGCGAUGGUUUCAGCACAUUACAGUUUCACCGGUCGUCUGCUGUGGCCACUGCCAAACAGCGGACCGACAGCCCAGGGCGUAUCCGCUACAUGCUUCACUCGGUCCAGAAACUUUUUGCCAAGUCACAAUCCCUGGAGAGCCAUAAUAUGAAAGGUAGUGUCAAUGGCCGCUCCGCCAACAGUGGUACAUCGUCUGGAACCGAGGACAGUGGGAAGCAAAGUCGUCGGAGCAAAAGCAAAGAUCGGGCCACUGCCAAGUCGGACGGAACCGCCAAACGGCGGCCUCGAUCCAACAUGUCUGGAUACUGGAGCUCUGAUGACUUGGACAGCAGCGACUUAAGCAACUACCGUAACCCCAUGGCCAUGAUGACCCUGGGGCGAUCCACUGGUCCCGACACCCAGGGUGCAGGGCAGGAAAGGUACAACAUCCACGGUGCCUACAACACUAUCAGUUCUUCGAGGAGCAAUGUUGAGAUGAAGUACCAGGCCUUGCCAGGACCUGGGGGAGGAAGUGGGGGUGGGGGUGUUGGUGGGGGAGGAUAUGGGGGAAGCAUGACUGUGAAUAGUGACUUUAUGAAGGGAAACUCCUGGUCCACUCUGACCAUGGGCCAGCCUAGACAGGUUCUCCAAAAGGGGUCAGCAACCCUGGACAGGUCCCUACUCAAGUCCAAGUCCUGCCAGCAGGAUCUAGCUUGCCAGUACCUGCAGGUGCAGAGGAGGGGAGACUGGAGCAGCACAUUGGGUCGUAGCAGCGGAGCCAAUGAAAUUCCAUGUCGGCGGAUGCGGAGUGGCAGCUACGUGAAGGCCAUGGGCGACCUGGAGGACAGCGAUGACUCAGAGGGAAGUCCCAAACCCUCGCCAAAAAGUGCAGCUCGUCGGCAGAGCUACCUAAGGGCUACUCAACAAUCUCUGAGUGACCAGCUACCCCCACGCAACAGAGCCCUGGAUUACGCCAUGCGGCAGGGGGAGCUGGAGGCUCUGUGGGCUCCUCUCCAGAGUGUGUCCUCCCUCCACCAGCUGGGCAGCUGUCUGCCUUCUUUGAGGGAGCUCUCCAACAACCGUAGCCUGGACAACCUGGAUUGUAUUGUGAGUUCAGGGGGCUCUCCAUUCAACCACUGGGAUGAAGAGGACUUCAGUCAGGCCUGCAGCACGCUGGGAAGGAGCAGCUGCAUGGGGCAGCUACGAGACUUGGAGAUGAGCAAUCGCUACGAGGAGCACUGCUCUGAACCAGCAUUUAGAGAUUCCCGGUCGCAUUCCCAGGACAACAUCGACCCACCGGAUCUGCCCACCCCCACGUGCUUCCGCUCCCGCAGCCAUAGCUACCUGAGGGCCAUUCAGGCUGGCUGCUCCCAGGACGACGACACUGCUUCUGUGGACUCAGACUCGCCCCCACCCACCGCCACCACAGUUCGCACCUAUAGUACUAGCACUGGAGACCUUCCCCUCCCAUGGAAGAUAUGGAAAGAACAGUUUGGCUCUUACCUGAUAGCCUCCGGAUUGGAUAAAGCCCCAAAGGAUAAACAGCUUGCAAUUUUCCUUCAACGUUUGGGGGCGGAGGGACAGCGCAUCUUUGCCACUCUCCCAGUCUCAACAUGCAUAACGACUUGUAAGAAGGCAGCGCCCCCGCCAGUGCCCCCCCGCACCACCUCCAAGCCCUACAUCUCUGUGACGGUGCAGAGCAGUACCGAGUCGGCCCAGGACAACUACCUGGACCGGCACAGCGAGGUCAACAGCCAAUCCAGCCACGCUCACAGCAACUCGUCCGACAGCCUCGACAGCACCCGUGCCAACAGCCUGGCGAGGGGCAUCUCCCGUGCCCCACAGAUCAUCCCUGUGCCCAUGGCCACUCCCCGGGACCACUUUGUCCCCACCGUCACAACCAGCACUUCCACAGACACAUCUGAUGUCGGGCACGAGCCACUGAAGACGAGCAUAGGCAAGCUCAAUUUGGCCUCAGAGGAUCUCCUAGUGGACUCGGUACCCCGGAGGAAGCUCUCCUCCAUUGGCAUUCAGGUUGAUUGUAUUCAGGAAGUUCAGCGAGAGGAGACACCACCAUUGGCCAGAUUCCAGUCAAUCGGAGUGCAGGUGGAGGACGGGUGGCAGCUCAGUCGCUCCAGUAGCAUGGCAUCCAAGCAGGAAACCGACUCAGACACAAAUGACAUCCCCAGCACUUCCUUCCAGACCAACUCCAUCACCUCCAAGCUCCCAGAGAAGAAAGUCAUGGUCAACAGUGCCAGCCAAUCCAUGGACUCACCAGUGGGCCAGAGUCCCCUCAACAACAGGGAUCCUUCCCAUGAAUCCUCACCACCACCUCCCCCUCGGCAGAUCCUAAACCGCUCAACAACACGGAGUAGCUCAUCUUCAUUCUCGGAGAGCCUUGAUCCGGCACUGGACCCCUCCUGCCUGCCCCCUCCCGAUCCCUGGCUGGAAAGUGGAAACGGGAGUGGAUCUAGUGCGGGACCCUGCGUUGCCUCUCAGGGUGGUGGAGGACCGCCCUGUCGGAGGGACGGCCACUGGUUCCUGAAGCUGCUGCAAGCGGAGACGGGUCGCAUGGAAGGGUGGUGCCAGCAGAUGGAGCAGGAGACCAAAGACAAUCAACUUUCAGAGGAGGUGUUGGGAAAGGUCCGCAGUGCCGUAGGCAGCGCUCAGCUCCUCAUGUCCCAGAAGUUCCAACAGUUUAGAGGACUGUGUGAGCAAAACUUGAAUGUGAAUGCCAACCCUCGGGCCACGGCUCAGGACCUGGCCGGUUUCUGGGACCUGCUGCAGCUCUCUAUCGAGGACAUCAGCCUCAAAUUUGACGAGUUGUACCACCUCAAGUCCAAUGACUGGCAGCCUGCGCCUACCUCCUCGGCCGCUGCCCACUCGCCCCCAGAGCGGAAGGACGACCAAAAGCAGGUUCCUCCAGUGCCAAAGAAGCCUGGUAAAGGGAGGCCAGUGCUGGGCCGUGAGAAGAGCGCCGACUCUGUCUCCACCUCCUCGUCGGCCUCAGCCGAGAAGCAGCGACAGGAUGCUCGCAAGCGGCUGCUGGCCGCCAAGAGAGCCGCCUCUGUCCGUCAGAACUCCGCCACAGAGAGUGCAGACAGCAUCGAGAUCUACGUCCCUGAGGCUCAGACGCGCCUCUGAGAGAAGGAGACAUAGAGUGACCGAGCGAGAACUAUCCUUGUGAUUGACGUAGGGAAAAUGGAAAGAGUGGGGAUUCUCAUCUCAGUGGAAGCAAUAGAUGGUUACAAGGAGGCAGAGAAAGUUGAGAAGGAGACCACCAGCAAGGUUUCUCAGAACAUGGGUGGCGAAGGGUGUCAUGGUUACAUAUGCAGGUAUAGGCUGUCCUGGUGGGAACAUUGAUAGUAAAAUAAAGUGAGAGAAAUGAACAAAGUACUUUGGGGGUGUAGACGAAUAUGCGGGAAAACUCUUCAGGCGGCCAUUGAAAACCACAGAUAAUGAACUUGGUUAUAAAUUGUUACUAUUCUUGAUUAUUAAAAUUAUGAAAUUACUAUUGAGAACAAUAUUGUUAUCAUUAUCUGUUAAAGAAUAUAUAUAAAGACUGUUUUAGAUAUUCCUGUAUCAUGGCUAUAAGAGAUCUUCUAAUAAGUAACCGAGUUUAAAAGCGUUCGUGCUUAACCUUCUUCCUGAUAGACUAGUUUGCACAACGCCACUUUGGGGCCAUCGCAAAGUUUUACACAUUUACUCAGAGAAGCACUUGCAUUUGCACAUACACACAUACACACACAAUACAAACUACAUAUUCUCAGCUAUCAAUGUCUUCCCAAUCCUUUAUGUUUGUUAAGUCAAAUUAUUUUCUUUCUUUUUUUUUUACAUUGUAUGAUGUAAAAAUGCUGAAAUGCUUGCACGCAGAAGCAGAUUAUGUAUUUCUUAAAUGAGAGUGAGUUGUGAGCAUCUAGACAAGAAACAUUGUUUUCAUUUAUUUUAUUUCAGAAAGUCCACCAAUUCAAUAAUCCUUUGACAAGCAACAACAUUUCAUUGAUUGUCUAUGGCCAAAUUGAGGUAACCUAAAAAAUAUAUAUCUUUACCCUUUAUAUAGAGUACAAACGCCCGACUGACGGAUGGGCAAUGAGCAUAAAUCCUACACUCUUUUACUAACCUUAAUUGCUUUUACAUGAGAGGUUAAACUCUGGGUUUUAGAAUAAGAUCAGGAUAGGAAGUCAUGUCACACCACUAAGCCACUGUCUGCCCUUUCACACAUGUAUAUUGACUGCAGCUUAUGUUUAAUAGUUAUUUUAAUAAUUACACACAAAAAACUAAUUUUGAGCAGCAUUUCCCCCAUCAUUUAAGAUCAGAACACAUUUGUAUUAGAGUUAAAUCAGUUGGGAUAUGCACAGUACAAUUGAGCGCAAUGAUUCUUUAUAACAAACCAGUUUAUUUCAGACAAUCUCCUUACGUUGAAACAGUAUCACAGCAAUAUUAUAAGUGCAUGUCAGGGGCUAAAGAAGUUCUCCCUACAAUCAAAACUGGUGUGGUAUGGCCAACUUAAGGAGAGGUGAGGGAACGGCUUCAUUCAAAGUAAAACACAGUACUUCACCUUACACUAAGCUUGUGCGUGUGACAAUUGAAACAUUAUCAGUUAUAUCAACUAAAAUCAUGCACGUUGUUGAUUCACAUUUCUCUUCUUUGGUUUUGCAAGUAA